CCAAAAUGGCGGCAUUAUCUGAAUAUGAAAACGCUAUGUUCCUUGAGCUUAUGGAUGAUGACGGGCUGUUUGUCACAGCCAAGUAAGUACACCAGCGAGAAGAGCUUCAAUUAUUUUACUCUAUCGCACCUCAUUAUUGCUUAUUUGUGGCUUGUAGGGGUUUGAGUUUUGAGCGAGUUAUCGCGAGUUUUCUGAAGAUUCAUUGUGUUACGAGCGAUCCUUCCUCAAUAUCUUUAGUCCUUGUGAUCAACACGACAGAUCAGGAAGAGGUAGGUCCUAUUCCUUUUUCUUGAGUCUAGGUGGGAAUAAAUUGAAUGAAACUUACUAAAAUCUCCGCAUCAAUCAUUACGAUGCGUAAAGAAAAGCCCCGUCCAAUCGUACAAUGUUGUCAGCUGGGUCGAAAUUUUCCUAUGUGGCUGCGAUUUAUCCGAACAAAAUAAGACAACAUUUUUGAUCGUUAACUCCCCUCCUCCCCUCCAAUGGAUGACACCCUUUUGUGCAGGACUGGAAAGAAUUUUAUUUUUAGAGAAGCCGAUGAAACUAGUAAAAAAUAUAUAAAUAAACAAACAAACAAUUACAACAACAAAAAGAAAACAACAACAACAGGUUAAAAAAAUAUAGAGAGAUCUUUUCCUUUAACUUAGCAGUGGUCAAUAGUGCUGCUUGUAAAAACUGCAAAUACCUUGCUUUUGUCAACAAGUUUAGAUUUUCCUAGGCAAAUACAUGUACAAAACUUAAAGAAAAUGAAGACUUAAUCAGAACAGGUGUCAAGCUGAUGUGGAGUUAAACUUAAGAGGAAUACAAAGAAAUCACAAGAUGGUCAAUGGCCUCCUUAAGCAACCCUAAAAUAGGGGCAGCAAGUGGUACAGGUGCCUUGAAAAUUGGAAGCCUCGCACAAUUUUUGUCCAAUCUUGUCAAAUUUGCUAUGAGUUUUGAAAUGAUAAUUUUAUACUGCAUGUAGUGCCUUUCAUUGUUGUUCUCAAAUUCAGUAUUUGCAUUCAUCGCUGAGGUUUAUGGAUGAAAGGCACAGUGAUAGCUGAAGUAAGUUACAAAUAGCAUGUGCAACAACAGAUGGCCAAGACGUAAUUGAAAAAAAACUACUUAUUACUAAUAAUUUGCAGCAGCAGAUAUUGGGUUAUCAUGUCAAGUUCAAUGUCUGCCUAGUUUCCAAGCCCCUCAUCCAUGUAGUGAUAUCAAACUUUUGUAAACUCAGAGAGAAGCAUCUUCUUUUGCAGAUUAUUUAAAAGAAAUCUAAAAUUCGGUAUUUACAUAAUAUGAAUUAUCAAACCUUGUGUCACUGUUGUCUGCCUCAGUGUUCAGCUUUGGCUAGUAAUUUAGACCUUGGCAUUGAUAAUUAGUGAUAUCAUGCUCAACCUCAUCCAAUAAUUGCUUAUUGUUUGCAGGACUAUAUUCUUGAUGAACUUAAGUCUUCAGAUGUUCCACUUCCAAAAGUUAUCACCACUGAAUUCACCUCUUCAGAGAGGUAUGUUUUAUAUCAUGAAAUGACCCCUUGUUGCUUUUUGAAUAAUAUCUGCUUUUAUGAUGAUAUUGAUAUUAAACUGAAAACAUGCAUUUUGUUAGGAGGGUACUGCUAAGGUUAAAUUAAGGUUCUAAUUAAAGUGGUUAACCCUUUAAGUGAUUAACAUUUAAUUUCUCCCAGGUAAUAAGAAUAUGGAAACUUAUCUGGUAGAGUUUAUCUUGAUCUAACAUCAAAUUCUGAACACUAAUUUGAAAGGAAUUGCAUAGCAGUUAGACAUGAGAAUUAACAGUCUGAUCUUGAGAGUGAAUGAUUAAGAGACUGAGUACUUGCUGUCAAUAUAUUAAGUAACGUGACUCAAUUUUUUAUCCUAAAAACUUUGCAAGUUAAGAGCUUUUAGCCUACUACUGAGGCAAUUGUCAUUAUUAUAUCAACUCCUUAGAGAGGAGAGAGGUUACUUCUUAUUUUGUUAUUUGAAGACUAAGUUUAAGCCAACAGGGAGACCUGUAAUUAAAAUGUGAAGAUAUAUCUGUACUUAAAAAAUGGUAACUUGUCAAAAAUCCACUCAACUUUUGAGCACCUGCAUGAAAUAGGCAAAAAACCCUGUAACCUCUGCAAGUAAUUGGCCUCUAUUUCUUAUUGUUGUAUUUCCCUUGACUCAAAGUAAUAUUCAUGAGAGUACCAGAAAUAAUUACCAAAAGAAUAUAAGAAGCUCUUGAUUGUCAAACAAUUUGUACUUGUCAUUACCCAAGGAAAUGUUUAGAAAAUAGUGUGGAGAAUAUUUAAUACAUGUUAUGAUGUAAACAAUUAAACUGUCAUUUUAGUCAUUCAAAAGAGCCUUUCAAUGUCCAGUUGCUUGUUGUGUAAAAGUUAAAUGUUUGUUUUUGUAGAGAGUCUGUGUAUCUUUCUGGAGGUGUCCUUUUUGUCACUUCAAGAAUCUUGGUUGUAGACAUGCUGACAAAGAAGCUGCCCAUUCAUCUGGUAACAGGAAUUGUUGUGUUACGUGCUCACAAGUAUGUAAUAGUUUCAGUCUGCUACAGUUGACAAUUUGUUUAAUAACACCAGGUAAAGUGUGCUCUUGAGCCAUUAGUGGUACUAUAUAGUUCUGGAGCUUAUCCUGCUUUUAUUGCAUAGAGUCACAGGUUAACAUCAGGCUGCUUACUAGCAUUUAUUUUUGUCUGACUUCCCUAGCAGUUCUCUGGUACUCAUUUGCAUUCUUGUGUGGAUACUAGGCACUGUACUUGAGCCUGGUAACUCAUCUGGCUGCAGCUUAUCCUGGUUUCAUAGCAUGAAGUGAUCAGGAGUAAUUUACUUCUCCUCCCUGGAUAAAAUUCACUGCAAGGUUACCCCCCCCCUCCCUUCUCCAGUUGGGCUUUGCUGACAGUUAGCCACUACCCAUUUAUACUCCUGGAUGGAGCAAAGCAUUGUGAGAGUAAAGUAUUUUGCCCAAGAACACAACAUAAUGACCUGGUCAGUUCUUGUACCUGGACUUCUUGACCUGGAGUCCAGCUCACUGAACAUUAGGCUAGUGUCUCUGUGAGAUUAAAGUGUACUUGAAAUAAAAACACCAUGAUUGACCUGGCUAGGUCUCAAAGACAGACUUUUCUACUCCAGUCAUGUACACUAGCCCUUAGGUCACCAAAUCUCCCAGCCUAGCACAGGAGACCUAAUGAAAAAAGGGGGUAGGUUUCUAAAUAAACUGUGGUGCUGCAUCAGUAAGAGAGUAGAACAGAAUAAUUAAAUAUCGUCAACUGGGUUGAUAACGUAAAUUGGCUAUUGUAAAGAGUUUCAAAAUUUAAGUUAGCUCUUGAAACUCUUUACAGGGACUCAAUGAAAACCCUGACUUGGACUGCAAACAUGAUAACAUUAGGCUGAAAGCACUUGACAAAAAAAUUGAAGAUAGCAAUGCUUAAUUCAGUGUUGUUGUGAAGUCAUUGCAUGACAUCCCAAUUGUUUGAUUUUCAGUUUGCACUUUAAAUUUAAACUGAAAUCAAUCAAAUAUGUUUUUAUUUGCUUAGAAUAAUAGAAUCUUGUCAGGAGGCUUUCAUUCUUCGAUUAUAUAGAGAAAACAAUAAGGUGAAGUACUGUUUAUGUUCAUUGAUUUAAUAAAGAUACUGAAUUUUAUCACCUGAAGGUGUUAAUAGUAUUAUCGAGUUUUUUAAAAAAAAGAUAGUGUCCCUCUUGAAUCUCAUGAUAAUAAUUGGUUCAACCAAUUAGUAAAUUGUGUUUUGAUUAUUGUUAAUUUAUUACAUACACAGCAUCGGUACAUGUAUAUACAGUAUAUAUACCCUUUUUAUUUCAUAGAAGAAAAAAUGUUGCUUUAUGUAUGAGGAAUGGGGAAUCUAGAUCUAUAUCACACUCUUGUAGAGGGGUCUGAUAAUCUAUGACUCAUGAUUGCCACAAAGAACAACAAAAAAAUGACAACAUCUCUUAAUGACCCACAAACACUCUGAGGCUCAUUUGGUGUCACUGUCAAGCAACUAUCAAUUCCCCUUCUGGAUGAGGAGUUGCCCCACUUCCAUCUGAUUGUCAUUUUGAGAUAACCAAAUCAAAUUUAUUAUAACACUUCAUGUAGGUACAACAAUACUUCAUGUUGGUACUACAGUACAUGUAAUUAUACUUUAUAUAGCCACUACAAGAGUUUAUGUGGGUACUACUAACAGUUCUUCAUUAUUGUAGGUACUGCACUAGGAAAGGAAAGAGAUGGGUUGUGAAUUAGAUGGUUUAAUUGAUGUAAAAUGUACUUAGUGGGUUAUUGAUGUGUAAUGUACAAGGACAUGUGCAUAUACAUGUACACCGUAUACAGAUGAAGUUUGUUGUACACCUCAUUCUGCCCUUCUUAAGCCCUUUUUUUCUAUUGAUUGACUUUGUUGCUUGAUUCUCUACAGACUGGUUUCAUCAAAGCCUUAUCAGACAAUCCUCAGGCUUUUACUUCAGGUUUUUUUCAAGUGGAAAAAGUGAUGAAGAAUCUAUUUGUAAGAAGACUAUAUCUUUGGCCUAGGUAUGGGAAACAGAAAUAAAAUUGACUUGCAUAUUAAAGAAAAUUUGUAUUUGAAUAAGAAUUACAUGUAGUCUGAUAUAUGGAACCAGCACCUAAGGAAGAGUAGUUUGGUCCAAAUUUGUGUCCAGUGUAUAAUUGUGAACUGAUUUGUAUUUCUUAAUUAAUUUUGGAAGAUCAACGAUUAACAAUUUCAUGGCAUCAUAAUUUGACAUGUGUAAAAUACAACAGAACUGCUGUUCUGUGUAGAAUUAGGGAUUAGGGAUUAGGGAUUCUUCUGGGAUUAUUUAUUCAGAAACAAUAAUUAUCAAUAAAAUUGAGCACUUAAGUCCUUAUGAUAUUGAGUGAGCAUUAAUCUAAUCUUUCUUUUAAUAUAUUUGUUCUUUUUAAAUCUAGGUUUCAUGCAACAGUUUCAGCAUUUCUGGAAAAACACAAGGUAUGUUCUGGAGUUUUGGCAGCCAAUCUGCUUGAAUCUUUUAAGCUUAAAAAUGUCUCCCUGAAAACUAACUAUCAGUGACUGGACAUAUAUAAAUGCUUAGUCAUUGAGUAUUGGGACUUCAAAUAAGUGAAGGUGAGGAUACGAUGUGAAAUCCAAAAAUAUAUCACCAAACGUAGUUUGGUCCACCUCUAAUUUGGCACAUUUUAGACUUUAAUCAUGAAGAAUUCCAUCAGAGGUGGCUUUUGGAAUUGCUAUGGUCCAAGUUUUAACAGGUUUAACACAUUUGAUUAUGGGUUUGCAAGAUUUAAGUCUUUGUUUUAGUGUGGACACUAGUCAAUUUGUUGUGUCCUUGGGCACUGCUUUUCUGAAAGAAUGUGGGAAGUCAGUGGUUUGGGAAAGUUGAUGAAAUAUAUGGAGUAACCUACAGUAGGAUAGACUCUCAUCCCUUAUUAUUUAUUAACAAGUCAUCAUGGUUUGUCUCUACACUCACCUGACAAUUACACACUGUCAAAGAAUCAAAUAAUGCUCAGUGUGUUUCAUUCUGUUAGUAAUGAUUUGUACAAAUUUUUGCUUUUAAGCCAGAGGUUAUUGAGCUUCAUCUCCAUCUAACACCUUCCAUGUUGGCAAUUCAAACAGCAGCUCUUGAUCUGAUCAAUACAUGCCUUAAGGAACUGAAGAGAGCAAAUCCAACAGUGAGUCUCUUGUUGCAUUAAUGAAAAUUUUGUCUUUUUGACAAAGAAAGAGAUUGUCUACAUCAUUUACAAUCUAACAUUUAGUCAAGAGAUUGUUGAUGAUGUCUUGAAUUAUUCGGAUGUGGAUAAUUGAAGGGUGAAGUUAUUGUAGAUCGUAUUAGAUGCCUCCCCCCUGUUAAUAACUAUGAAUUAAUUACAAUUUCAAUACCAUUUCAUUUUGUCAUGCUAGAAAGGUUUAGGUUGGUUUAGAACUUCGUCAUGACAUUGGAAGCCUUUUUGCACCAAAUAAAAUUGUGUGAAGAAGGAAGGAAACUGGGAAAAAAUUGUUUGCUAGGAUUUUAGACAAGCUUCAAAGUAGUUGGAAGAAAUUAAAAAUUGUAGAGAAGAUAUUAAGUGAAUAGAUUUUAAGUUUAUAGGUAAAAGUUUUGAAAAUGGACCAGUUGUGGAGAAACUUCAUGAUAAUGCUUUUUAUGAGUAAUACCAUGAUUUUCUCUCUUAAUUUAUGUAGCUUGAUGCAGAUGAUCUGACUGUGGAGAACAGUAUCAGCAAAUCCUUUGACAAAAUCCUGAGAUUUCAACUUAAUCCUGUUUGGCAUCAACUGGUGAGACUCUAUGUUAAGAUUUCCUUUACUCAGUCAGUUUCAAAUUGUUCAGUUCUAGGGGAAAAAAAGAGCAAAAAAAAGAAAAUAAUGACUGAUUUACUCAAUGUAAGUUGCUAAAAUGCAAAGACCUUAGGUUAUUAGGAAAGAAUUAGUAACUAACUGGCAUUUAUGGGGCUUGUGGUCCUUUUCUUUUUUUUUGUGAAAUUGCUUUCAAUUUCCUUAUCAGUGAUAAUUGUAUGCAUUUGUGUGUUGUAGGGAAACAAGACAAGACAGUUGGUUGCUGAUCUUAAAGUUCUCCGGCUUAUCCUACUGUAAUUGCAUACAUAUUCAAGUACUUAAGACAGUUAAACUGUUGAUUUAAAUAGUGGUAGCCAGGCUUACUGAUUUCUAAGUAUGGGCCACCUCUCUCUGAAAGUUACUGGAAAUUUGCAUUUGGGAUGGCUUUAUUUUUAACCAAUGCAUCCAGAAAAUAAUAAUUUGAAAUAAUUCAGUCUAACUUUAAUCUUUAUGAUAAUCAUAAUUAUUUCUCUCAUCACAGCUAUCUUACACAAUAUGACUGUGUGACAUUUUACAACUUUCUGGAAUCACUCAGGUAUACUUAACAUGUACUUAUAAUUAUUCCAGCAUUCACAUUUUCCUUCAUUUAUGUAUAAAAUGUGUUAAGUAAACAUAUUUUGGAUUUACUGUAAAAGUUAUAUAGCAUGGUGGAUAGGCCAGCAUACAUGUUCAUGUAUUGCACUCACAGCCCACAGGGUGACAUUGGAUGUGUCUGUUCAGUAUCACAGAUGAUGUGAAAAUGUGACAGGAAGAAAAAAGUGGUUCAGCCAAGUGUGUCACUUACGUCCUUUUUACAUUUUGAUGUUUUACUGUACAAAACCUAUGACAAAAAAGAAUCUAUUUUUUAUGUGAUAAAAAGGCAGAAUGUUGUUAAUGGUAACAUUAUCAAUGUGUCUGUCCUCCAAUCAAUCAUAAGUAAGAAUAAAUUUAAAUCUACCCGUAGAUGAGGGAAAAAUUCAACUUGCCAUAUAAUAUUACAUGUAGUUUGUCCAGUGCUUGGUUUUAACUCAUAUACCAUACUCACAAAAUACCCCACUAGUUUGCCUCCUUGCCUGUGUGGUUUAAACCGUUCCCAUGAUAUGACAAACCAUCUGUUAGGAAAAGAUACAUUUUGACUGAGUUGUUUUUGUAAUGUGUUAACAUGCAAAAUGUACAAUGCACCAUCAGAGCUAGUCAACGUGAUGUCAAGAAUCAUUCACUUUGGAUGUUCAUGGAUGCUGCAGAUUCCUUGUUUGUGGUAAGCUGUUUUUCUGUCAGGUUAUAUUUAGUCGUAGUUUUGUAUUAGAAUCAAUGUAGAAGCGAUCCUCGCAGUUAUGAACACAACUGAACUAGUAGUUGAAAUAAGGCUUGAAAAAAAUUCAGGCCCGUACGGGGUUUGAACCCAUGACCUCUGUGAUACAGGUCGCCUUAUUUCAAGUACUGGUUCAGUAGUGUUUAUAACUGCGAGGAUCACUCCUAUAUUCAUUUCUUCCACUGCAGUGCACAUGUAUGAUUUUCAAACAUUUACAAUCAUUAUUCACCUCUUGGAAGGUUUAUUUAGAUCUAACAUAAAAACCAGCUCCCAGUUGGCUUGUUAGCUUAGUUGAUAGAGCGCUGCACUGGUAUCGCAAAGGUCGUGGGUUCAAAUCCCGGCCCUAUUCAACUACUAGUUCAGUAGUGUUCGUAACUGCGAGGAUCGCUUCAAUCUAUAUUCAUUUCUUCAACUACAGUGCACAUAUAUGAUUUUCAUAUAUUUACAGUCAUUAUUCACCACUUGGAAGGUUUAUUUGGAUCCAGCAUAAUGACCAGCUCCCAGUUGGCUUGUUAGCUCAGUUGGUAGAGCGCUGCACUGGUAUCGCAGAGGUUAUGGAUUCAAAUCCCGUACGGACCUGAAUCUUUUUCAGGCCUUAUUUCAACUACUAUUUCAGUAGUGUUCAUAACUGUGAGGACCGAUUCUAUAUUCAUUUCUUCAAAUGCAGUGCACUUAUUAUGAUUUCCAUAUAUUUAUAAUCAAUACUUUAAUUUAAAUUCUUUUUUAAAGCAUGCAAAGGCAAGGGUUAUUGAAUUUACUGAAAGUAAAAACAAGAAAAUGAAAGGAGAAACAUCACAACGGAAGGAAGAAAAUUCUAAGUAAGUGAAUAUUCUCUUAAGUAUUCCCAUUCUGUUGCCAAUACUGCUCUUUGCACAAUGUAGGCUUCUAAUGUGAACACAGUUGACGUGGAAUUAAGGAAGAAGAUAGUCUUUUGGGGGCUUAAAUCUUCUUGUUGGUGACAAGUGUAUAUCUUCUGAUCUGAUUUCUUUCCCCCCCUCCCUUCUUUCCCCCAUCAAGCUGAGGGGCUGGGUCUUUAAAGCACUCGUCUUACUCAAAAGGUUAUACAGUGUAUUUUCUCGACUUGCUGGAUGUAGUAUCUUAUCUUGAGCAGGACUCCUUCAUGGGAAUUGAUCACCGUGAUAUGCAUGAAUGUAUGUUGACUAUGAUUAUCUGUGUUGCGAAACGUAUUUAAGUGAUGUGAAUACUGAUUAUGAGUUGUGAUCUUAUGAACAAUGUGUUAACCCUUUAAUCCCUAACAUCAGCAUGCAUAUUCUCAAUUCUUAUCCCUUGACAUUUCCUCGGGUUCUGACAUGGAGAAUUUUUUCAACAAUCAAGAGUUUCUUUUGUUGGUGAUCAUCUCCCUUAUUCUCAUGACCUUAAUGUUUAAUUCAGGGGUGAUAUUGUAAGGAGAAAUUAGAUGUUAGUCACUCUUAGGGGUUAAAGGGUUAGGAGACUUCACACUGGAUGCACCCAAAAUUUCUCUUUUUCCCUUUUCUUCCAACUGUGCUUAGUUCACUAUCUCUCUCUUCUGCAGAGGCUACAGCGAUGACAAGGAUCAGAAAGGUUUGUAGCAGAUAACUUUUGUUAUUUUUGCAACUUCUCUCAGCCGAAAAAAAGACAAGUUAUGUAUAGAAAGUAUUGUGACAGAAGACUCUAAGCGGCUGUAUUCUUAGCAGGCUGUUAACUUUUACAGUAGACAAAGCAAAACAGGACAAAUCAAACAAAGACAAAAAAGGAGGAAAUUGAAGUGGUUAGCAACAGUGAAAGUGCGGCCUUCUGUCUUCUUGUCCAACGAGUUACCAUCGGGGAAGAUUGAUCGCAGUUUUAUUCGCCCUUCUGUUGCUGUAAAUAUCCUUGAAUACCCCUUUUUUUAAGAAGAUUUUUCCAGAAUCUAAGAACGCGUUGAGCCGGUAAGGUGCGCAAUCUUGAGUGGAGGAGGUCAUCUAGCUGGUGCAUGUGUAACCAGUCAGAUCACAGAAUUAGCAGACCUUGCUUGCUCACUGAGUACCUUGUGAUAAGACUUAGCAGUUGAUGUUAUGUAGAAGAACAACUUGUGACAUUUUUUCUUUCUUCUCUUUUCUUUCUUUGGUUUGCUUUCCAUUAACAGAGGAAUUAGUUCUGGAGGAGAGUCCGAAGUGGAGGCUUGUGUCAGAAGUGUUAGCAGAGAUUGAGCGGGAUGAUGCUGAUAAUGACAAAUGUACCUGUUACACUUACUGUCUGUAUUUCGUUUGAUUGUCUGUGAUUUUUACGUCAAUCAAUGAUUUUAAAUUGCUUCUACGACUGAAAAGAUCUUAUCGUCGUUCGCUUUCUAUUCCAAUUUUUUUUUGGGCAAAGAGUGCCGUGCAAAAUACUUUCUCCCAAUGUUUAAAACUGGUCAGUGUUUUAAACUUUGAAAAGACGAAGAAAAGAUUCUUUUUCGUCGUAGCUUGUCAAAUGCUCUGAGAAUUACUUAUAUCUUCAAUUGCCUUUGGAAGAAGUAUUUAAUUAGCGAAGCACUGCAAUUUUCGGCAUUGAUAUUUCCGUAAAUAUUUUUUCCUUUUUGAACCGUAAAGCUGCCAAGAUUAACCUGAAGUUGAUUUUCCACGCUCGAGAUCUAUGUUUGAUAUCUCUCUGCACCCUUCAAAUUUGAUGUUGGGAAAAAACGAGAGGAAUCUUUGAGAACCAAGAAACUUUGUGUAGAAUUGUCAUUGAUAGUCUUUACAGAAGAUUAGUCCUUGAUUCUGGUGUCAUUUCAAAGCUUCUGUUCUGUUGCUUGUCUUUGCCAGAAAUUCGUGGUUCUGUGAAUUUAUUGAGUGUCACUAGUGCAUAAUCAUGUCUAGAAGUACAAUAAGUGAGACCAGACGCACAUCAAGAUGCUGAAAGACUAUACGAUAUACGGAUUUUCCUGCGGUUUCUUUUGUGAGUUUUUGCGUGAUUAGUUUUGUUUUGCCUUAUUUUACAGUUGGACCUGGUCAUGUUCUGAUUGCUGCUUAUGACGAAAGGACGUGCUCACAGCUCAGAGAUGUAAGUGCUUAUCCAGCGACUUUUUUCUCUCGGCUAACAGCUUACAACGUAUGAUAUGCACCAACUUUUUAAUGAAGUAAACUGAUUAUUUCAUUGAUUAUUGGUAUGGGUUAGGACGACUUUUGGUACUUACCGGUUGUUCUCAAGAGUUGAAAUGCAAAAUCCCUUCGAAUGAUGCCGCUUUUAUUGGAUUUGAAGGUUAACUUUUAAGUUAUGUUGAAAUUCCUAUAUUCUACCUCACUGACUGCUAAAUGCGUAGUCUUUAAUGGUGAACUAGGCGACGGGAAUGUCAUACAUUUUUCGCAUGGAUUUUCAAUUGUUUUUGACGAAGUUGUAAUCUUGAUCUAGCGAGGGAGAGGUGGGGGAGGGGGGUGGUUGCCAUAGUGCAGCCACGAUUUCAGUUCAAAUUUUGCGCCAAACAAAGUAGCAUCCCUCGCUAUAAUUAUCCAACUUUCGAUGAAGUUUGAAAUUGAUAUCAUUUGCAUUUUACCAUUCAGAUUGAAUCUUUCAGUAACCAGGUGAUAAAAAAAGAGAGAGAAGAUUUCCAAAAGUUAAUGCACAGGAUGCUUGAUAAAGUUGUUGAAUUGAAAUAUUUUUGCGGACAUCUUAUUGUUAUGGUGUUCUCAUCGUUUUGUAAUUUAGUACCUCUGUGAUGGAAGCGAAGCUGUUCUCACUCGCCUUUACAACAAGUUAAUAAAACCUCCAGCAACAGUAGCUGAGACGUCAGAGACAGGUACAUGUAUGUUUUCACCUUCAAACCACUGCUUUGUAUUCCACCUUAACUGUGUUUAUUCAGUUUAAUAAAACAGUCUUGGCCUUUUUCACGAUAUGACUUUUAGGGGUGUGGCAAGGAAGCCCAAUAGGAGGUAGUAGAUUGUCAAAAUUAGGUUCCUCGGGUUUUUCGAGAGAUGAGAAAAAGAAAAUGCUAUGUCAAAAGUCAAGCGAGUUUAUUUCUGUGCUCUCACGAUAAGAUUUUCUUUCAUUAAUGUCUCAAAGCUAGAAUAACUUGGUGUCAGGGUGAAAAUAUGAAGAAACGAGCUACGUCAAGGUUUGCAUGUCUUGAAAUAAUUGGCCUCCUUAUCAAACUUGGAAUCGAGUUUAUCUCCCCCUAUCUUCCCCCAUAUUGACUACAGACUGAUAACGUUGAUAUGGACCGCGAAUGCUCGAAACUUAAUAUAUUCCUAAGGGGUAUUAAGUGAUGUAAUAUUGUGAGUUUUUUUUUUCGUUUUGUAGCUUCCGUAAGUGGAGAUACUCUGCAAAGUGACGCUAGUGCAAACAUUUCUGACAAAAAGGUAGGGGCGCCAAUUGCAAAACAACCCCUACAUACUUCUGGCUUGUUUGGCGAGAACAGAUCUGUUGACCGGAGUGGUUGUGCAACCGAUAGCAAUCGUGGUAAAGCUGAAACGACUUCUCGGCGUUCCACCAUUUGAUGCCGUGUUCAUUGUUUCUUUCUCUCUGAUUUCCUAUACCUCAAUUACUCAAAAAUGCGGCACCUACUGACGGUAAUUUUUCUUGAUGUGAAAUAAUUAUGUUUAAUUAUAAUAAUGAUCAAAUGUUUAAACAUUGUUUGUUGCUGCUUCGUUUCGAAUUCAUUUCAAACGGAAAACAAUUUAUCAAAUAGCAGUUUGAAAAUUCUGGAGAGAAGCAAAUUACAUGGUGGCAAGAACUUUGAGCAUUACCACGGAAACAAUUGAGAAUAACGAAGUUAUUAAGAGGUGAUAUUUAGAAAAAAAAUGCGCCGUCUAAAACAGAUUUGCCUGCCUUCUCUACAGAGGUGUCGUAAUCAUGUCCCUCUGAGAGGCGCUAUGCGCUAAUGGCAAAAAUUAUUGUGUUUACCUCGGGGUAUGCGGGAUGAUGGAAAGAUCGGGACAGACGGGUUUUAAUUGCACCUAGACACGGAAGUAUGAGUUUUCAGGGCAUCCGUGCCUCAAGAUAACGACAAUCCAGUGCCCUGAUUAUUUAAUGAUUGAUGACUCACCAUCAACAGCAAUAACUGGUGAAUGCGCGCGGCCCAGUUGUUCUAAGACCGAUUUCUGCUAACCCAGGGUUAAAUGUUAAUCGGGUUUCUUUAUUUCUCUAUUCAAUAGUUUUUUACUGAUAAUUUUCUCUAUUCCUUUUAGAAUAUCAAAUAAUCCAAUUGUAGACGAAAAGAAUUAAACUGAAUUUUCUCUUAAAGCUUUCAGAUUUGAAAUUAAAUUUCACACCGUGGGUUUUCUUAACCCAGCUUUGGUUAAUUCUUGGAGGCUAAGUUCUUCCUUUGUAGUUAAUUCCCCUUUAUUCAGUGAUAUUUCUUAAACAGUUCACUGGUACUCAGCAGUACUUCCGGGUGUAGAAAGGCAAUGUGCAAGUUAAGUUUCUCACCCCGAGAACCCAGUCCAGCGCGCUAACCAUUAGGCUCAUUGCUUCUCAACAGCAACUAUUUUCUUUUUUAAAACUUUACUGACUAAAUAUUUGAUUGCAACACGUACGGUCUAAUCGUCCAGGUGAGAGUAGUCCCAAGAAGGACUGUUUUUGGCGGUAGUGACUGAUGUUUUGACUACCUUAGCAAGAGUAAUCAUCAGAGUUUAAUCCGGCUUUCCUUUUAAGGUCGAUCAAAUGUUACUCCCGGGUCAAACCAUUACCUGAAGUAAAUAAAUAAGUUGAAUGUCGGUAAGUUUUGAUCAAAAUAAUGUCGUCGUCCAAUUUUAUAGGAUUUACCGUCAUCCCGUCAACGCCAUGUUCAACCUGGAAAAAAAGGGAAAUCAAAAAGGAAAGUGGCUGCCCCAAGGAAGAAAGCGCCUUUAGAUCAGUCAGAUGAAGGGUAUGAAAUUGCCUAGUAUCUUAGUGAAAGUUUCUCUAAAUUGCUCUUCCAGUGGCCGAUUAUACCCAAAAAGUAAUUUCUUAACGUCGUGGACAUAAGAUGUCUCUGUUAAAGGAUGCUACGUUACUCUGUCGGUUCUUUUGUUAGCAUUUCUCUCUCUUGACGCGUCUGCUGAGUUUUUCCUCUUCAACUUUUUUGGUCGUUAUUUGGUGUAGUUGUUUUCACGUUUGCCAGGUUAUUGACUCGUUAGCAAGGUCAAUUUGUUUGCUCGUUUUGUGGUGCGGAGUAGUUUUUUUAUUCGUCUGCUUUCCCAUCGGCUUCGUUAAUCUAACUGAAGAAAUGUUUUUUGGAUCAUUUCCUUAUCAACUAAUUUUUUAUUUUUCCCAUUUAGAAACAGUACAUCGAAGACCCAGUUAUUCAAAGGUAUCUUUAAAUUUUUUUAUUUUAAUUUAUUUAGUUUUUAGCAAUAUCGCCCUGAAUCACACAUUAAGGUCACGAGAAUAAACGAAAUGUUCAACGACUAACGAAGCUCUUGAUUGUUAAACAAAUUCUCCUUUUCGGCACCAUAGGAAAUGUAGAGAGAACAGUAUGGAGAAUAUGCCCGCUGAUGUUAGGUUGUAAACUAAAGGGUUAAACUGCUAAUUCAUAAACAUGUUACUAUCUAGAUAUUCACUCUUAUUAUUUACAUAUUUGUACCCAAGUUUCGAAGAUGUAAGAAUUGUAAUAAAUACGAUAUUGAAAUUACUAUCAAAACGCGGUGUAGUUAGAAGUAAAGGGAGCUUUAAAUUAUUAUUUUUUUCUCUCAAAGGGUCAAGAUCAAAUGUUCUUUUGAGGGUAAGUCAUAAACUGUAUCCACAUCCUGCAUGUGAUACAUGGAUAUAUUAUUGAAAAAUACAAACAUACAAUUAUCGUUGACCUUAAUGAGAUAUUAAAAAUUGAUGUCAAUGGGGAAACAUAAUUUUAUAAAAAUAGAUGUGAAACGUUUUUUACGAGGAUGAAUCAGAUAGGCCUAAGUGCCGCUGGUUCAUACAAACAACACACUAAGGGUAGGUUUCCUGAAUCUGUCGUGACUCUCCACUGUCUGCUUGUGAUGUUAGUUUCUGUUCCAUAAGGCCAUUAUGAUUACCUUUUUUGUUGGUUUGGUUUCGGGUUUUUUAUUUUGUGUUUGUUUGUCUGUAGUUUUGUUUCAUUUUUUGUUUAUUUGUUGUUGUUGUUUUAAUUUGUAGUUUUGUCUGACAUUCAAUCGAAAAGCAUUCAGCUUAAUAAUUUUUAUUUAAUGUUGUGUCUGCGUUUGUCAUUAAAGAAGUUAGUUUGCGUAACAGAGACCCUUCGGGUCAUAAAACAGAGAUUUGUAAUGAGGUAUUUAUAUCAUUUUUACUUCAGCCAGGUGAAGUAAACAAAGCGGCAGAACAGGACUCCCCUCCAAUAAAACUGCUGUCAUCACGAAUGACCAUCAUUCAUCCUCUAACAGGUUGCAGGUAAUAACUGUUAUCACACUUUGAAUACCUGUAUCUCCCUACAGCUGUGCAAACAUUUCAUCAGCAAUACAUGUAGUACGCUCAUUAAAAAAAACCGCGGCGGCAAUGGCUGACAAAAAAAACGUGCCUUAUUUGCAUACUUAUAACAUCUUACUGUAAUUAUCAUAAUGAGUGGUAGCCUUACUCGUAUGCGCAAUAAUGGACCGAAUUAAAGCGAUACAAUGUAAAUCUGUCGGUUUUACCGAAUUGAUAACCAACUCGGGUUGUCGAGAGAACAUAAGAAAAAGGGCAACUGGCGAAUGAUUUACAGGCAUUCCUAAGAGGAUUAUUAUGCCAGUAACACGACUGAAAGGGUCGUAUAUUGCUUUUACUAAAUAGCUUUGGUUAUAUCGAUUUAGUGAUAAAUAGGUUCUUGACCUUUUUAUAACAUAACUUAGACACAACGCGCGCUCUGAUUGGUCAAAAAUCUUUGGUAUAAUUGCCCGUAAACCCAUAGAAAACUGAAGCAUCUUCCCGUUAUGUCAAAUGGCGCCACACGGGGCCAAUUCCCAGAUUUUAAUUUGUUAAAGGCCUUUGGUUUGGAGGAAUUGAAGAGGAAACUUUGAACGUUAAAAAACAAGGACAAAGAUUUUAUUUUUCUAACAUUAUCAAAUUUUUUACUUGAAAUGAAGUUUAACCAGCUGCGCUGUUAAUGUGGAAGAACUUCAGAAGUUCUCGACUAGAAUUCCCCAAAGUGCUCGCCUAGAAGGGAAAGUUGGCAUGUUUUUGCUUCAAGAAGAAUGUAGCGAUAAACUAACUGUAUUCUCAUUUGGAUAUUUAAUGAAAAUCCUAUUUGCAUGAAGUCAAAACCACUUGGAAAGUGAAUGUGUACUCAAAAUUUUAUGGCAAUUCCAUUUGCCUUCCAGUUCAUUCAGUUUCCGGUGCUUUUAUUGGUUUCUCGCACCUUGAUGUGUUUCAUGAGAAUCAGCGACUUAUCAUUCUCUCUGACAAACUUCACUCACAUUUAUAUCAUAAAAGCAAUAUACCAUACUUGCUACUGGUUUAACGGCUAAUAAACUGCUUGGGAUGUUGAGAGAACACUCGAAAAUUUGGCAAACUUUUAUCGUGUUCUCUCAAAUAAUAGAUACACAGAUAAACGAGUCGACAGAAAAACAAAACUAGAUGAAUUGAUUAGAAUUACACAAAUUAAUGAAUUAAGUAACAAUUAGAUCAAUGAAUAAACAAAUUAAUAGAUGAAUAAAUCAUGAUCAAUCUCGGUGUCUUGUAUUAAUAAAUGAAUGAAGAAAUGUAAAAUGGUUUCCGUGUUUACAUAGCCUGAUGUAAACACGCGGGAGGUUGGGAGAACACGAGAUAAGCGUAGGAAACCACGACGCGAAGUGGAGUGGUUUCCAGCUUAUCGAGUAAAUGAAAGAGGAACGAAAACCCUGUAUACAUACGCUCAUGUAAAAUGGUUUUAUGGCCAAUCAGAGCGCGCGUACUAUUUGAAUUAUUUUAUAAAAUAAUAUGAGACUUGAUCUGAAGGAUGGAAAACCGUUUUUUUUAGUGAUCGUUACAGUUUGCUGAGGACUCUCUGGGAAGUAGAGCCUCGAUAUGUUGUGCUUUAUGAUGCGCAAAUGCAGUUUAUACGCCAACUUGAGGUAUUUUAUACCUUUUUUCUCGUUUUCGGUUCCCUGUUUUUCUUUUACAAUGUACUACCAAUAUGUUGUCUUGGCCGAUCAUUUCCUUUGCUCUUUGUUUUUGUUUUAUUUCCAAAAGAACUUCUCGUUGCAUCUACGAAAUUAGACGUGUAUUUGUUUGGUUUGCUUUUUCUUUUCUUUUUUGCCUUCAUUUUUGGACCGUUUAAAGACGUGUUUGUGACUGCACAUAUUUUGAUUCAAUUUUUGGGGAUUCGUACGUUCAUUCGUACGUUCAUUCGUACGUUCAUUCGUACGUUCAUUCGUACGUUCAUUCGUACGUUCAUUCGCACGUUCAUUCGCACGUUCAUUCGUACGUUCAUUCGUACGUUCAUUCGUACGUUCAUUCGUACGUUCAUUCGUACGUUCAUUCGUACGUUCAUUCGUACGUUCAUUCGUGUAUUCGUGAGCCUUUCAGUUUUGUGGAUUCGUGAUUUCUUUCGUCCAUUGGUAAGAUUGUUCUUUGAUUCGUUAUCUUGUUCUUAGAUUCUUUAUCUCGCCUCACUUCGUUUGUUGGUAUGAUGCUUCAUCCGUUCGAUGAUCUUUUAUUCCGCGAGAAUUUGCUGGCUCUUUCGUUAACAUGUUAUCUAUUUUAUUUAAGUUAAUUCUUAGAUUUUCCUUCGAGUAUUUUUAAGCUUGUUGGUUGAUUCCUUCGUUCGUUUAUCAGUUGGUUGAUGUAGUACCAUGUUUGUUUUUGUACAAGUCAAUAAUUCCAGAUCAUUAUAAGAAAUUCAUCAGUAUCUCUUCCACAGGUUUAUAAGGCAUCCAGACCUGGAAUUCCUCUUCGUGUUUAUUUCUUAAUCUACGCUGGUUCAGUUGAGGAACAGGUAGUGAUUCAAAAGCUUUUUGUUUCAGUUUUCGUUAAAUUAACUUUGCAGGUGAGACAUGUUUUUUAAACCAUUAUUUUAGAAAUACUUGACAACUCUUCGGAAAGAAAAAGAAGCGUUUGAAGUGCUGAUAAAAAAUAAAGGGGUAGGUUCAUUUCUCUGUUAUUUCUUAUACCUGAAUUACAUUGAUUUAUUGAUCCACGCUCAGAUAUGUAAUCAGCUAUGAACACGUCCAAAGCUGUCUCUUAGGUUUGACCACAGAAUAUAGCAACAGUUACCAUAAUGGACAUGACUCAGGAACUUGAGGCCUCAACAUUUUGUUAAGUGGGAUGACUUGAUUGAAUUUUCCUGAGUAUUUCCUGGUAUCGAUUAAGUGCGUGUUCUCCUAACGCCAAGUUUGCAGUUUGGGAUCAGUCAUAGAAGUAAUUAGAUCGUUUCUUAAAAACCCAAGCCUUAAAAGACAGAAAAAAAACAACUUCUUGUUGGAUAAUUCAGUGUGGCCAUUUUGUUGUUGUGCUUUCCGUCCAUAUUUUUGCUCUGAUCUACAGUGUAAUACAGUGGCAUAUUGGGUGUGUUCCGAUGCCCUUGUAUGAUAACAUGGCAUAGUAGUGGAACAAAGGUGUCAGAAAUCGCACUCUUGUUUUUGCCUGUUAUAAAAGUUUUGCAUUUGCACAUUAAGACAAAGGUAUAACUGAACUUCUUGCCAUUUUAGUGGAGUGAAGCUUGAUAAGGUAAUGUACGCCUUUCUCCCCUGCUUUCAUUCCUUAAAAAUGAAUCGAUGUGAAUGACUGGAUUUCAACUUCACUCUCGUUUGCAACACUUCACUAUUACAUGUUUUUUUAGUAAGGCUCACGAAGCGGAACUCUACGUAAGCACCCACAUCUCAUAUCUGUUGUACUUUAAGACUAAUAUAGGCUGCUUGUUCUUUCUUAAUCAUUAUUAUUAUUAUUGUUAUUAUUAUUAUUAUUAUUAUUGUUAUUAUUAUUAUUAUUAUUGUUAUUAUUAUUAUUAAUUUUACACUUAACACGGCAGACCAUGGUUGUCCCAGAGGAACGUGAAGGUAAAACAAGUGCAGCCAUGAUGUUGAGUAGAGACCCGUCUAAGGCGACAGAUGCUGUGAGCACUAGGAAAGCAGCAACAUGCGACGAAGGAAAUAAGCAAUCAAGAAAGGUAUAACAAAUAAUUUAGCAACUUAGUAUUUUAUGGAUAAUCAGUUUGGUAAUUUUGGUAUCCCCAAUGGGCACCAGUAAAAACCGAGGUUUCUUCUGGUCGAAGUUUUUAUUAAAACAGAAGGCGAAUGGAAAAUUUAGAGACCACUUCUUUGUAGAACAGGCUGGAAAAAUUCACCUCCUAGAUCCGCAGCAAGUUCUUAUUAACCUUUUGUGUUGAGCUCAGUGUCUAUUCAUGAUUUGUUUCAAAAUUGAAUUUUCAACCCUUAAUGUAACUUUGUUCGCGGGCAGCACUGCGGUGGUAUAACCUUUCUAUAAUUUGCACAUUUCAUUCGUGAAAGUGUUUACAUGGAAAUUUCAAUUCGAAUAGAAAACUCAGUAACAGUUUGUUGCGACGGGAGAGGGACGAAGGUAAAAAUUGUUCUGUCUCGGUCAACUAAACCUGAUUCUCGGAGGCUGGUUGAUAAACAAGCAACAUAAAUUUAUAAAAGGCCGAAAUUGUACUCCGAUAAUAAACGCUGGCCUUAGCGGUCGGUGCCACGCCGGGUUUGCCAAUUAAGUUUGAAAUGAACGCCUGGGUGUUUAUUGGAGGAAAUGAGGUGCACGUGUAAAUUAAUUCAAAGAAUCCCCAAGAAAUUGUAAGGUGUAUUGCACCGGGAAAAAAAGUUUCUUUUUGAGCAUAUUUGGACUCAGCAAUGUAAGCGCAAUGAAAUUGAAAAAAUAGGUCCAACAAUUCAGGUAAUUAACUGUUUUUGGACUAGAGUCGGUGAGGAGUUAGCCAAACACAUUUGUAACUACUUGGUGUUGUUCAAGGUCAUUGUCGACAUGCGGGAGUUUCGCAGUGAGCUGCCUUCACUGAUUCAUCGGAGAGGGAUUGAUGUAGAACCUGUGACUUUAGAGGUUUGUACAUAAUUAUCUUCCUUAUCUCCUCAAGCUUCCACUAAUAUGUUUUCCAUCGCCACAAAGAAAUUAUCUGGCGACUAAAGUAACAGUGGAAGUCGCCUUUUGGGUGACCUGCUUUGAGUGAUCUGAUCAUGUAGCCAGCUGUAGCGUUUACAUAACAUUGUGCUUGUGGGGCUCUGUUCUGUAAUUUUUACCACUAUUGCCAAAAAAUAAUGUUAUUUUUCUUUCACAUUUACAGGUUGGUGAUUACAUUCUUACCCCAGACAUUUGUGUGGAGCGUAAGAGUGUGAGUGAUUUGAUUGGCUCGCUCAACAACGGAAGACUGUGAGUAUUUGUCUAUAGUAUUACCACGAUCUAUAGACUCUAUCUGUCAUUACAUAGUAUAGAAUAUUAGACAGUUGACAGGAAAAAAGCCUCUAAGGUAGAUCUGUUAUUUGACUUGUUUUAUUGUACUCUUUUCUCUUAGUAACAUCGCAUGAUUAUGUAACCGGGAAUCAAUGUUAGCAUUUCAGCAACUGUGCACCUACUCCUCCCCUGACCCAACAUUAACCCUAACGUGUCAUCAGUUGACUUUUCAGUUGGGUUGGGGGAGGGGUAGGUAUGCAGUUGCUCAAAUACAAACAUUGAUCGGCAAACUGCUAGCUCUGUAGUGUAAAUGUAACAAUGCUCUUCUCGUCUCUGGGUAACGUCGUAUGACUAUGCUAUAAAUAUAACGAUUUCUUCUUCAAAUUGUAAUGAAAUAAAUAACUACUCUUUCCGUUUUAAUACUAGUCAUUGCGAAGUGGGAUGAAAAGUCUUUAAAUGAUUUUGCUGUUUGUGAAUCUUUUCCCUCCAAUUUCUAGUGCAAAGUUGACUGAACAAUGCUAUAACGCACAGGUUUUUCGUCAUUUUGGGUAGAGUGGUUGGGGGCCAGAAUGAAAUUAUUUCAUGGAUUUUGACACAAACGUUCUCUACUAACAUAAGUUGGCAGCUUCGUGCCCUUUUUUUACUUUUUCACCCGUAAGGUGAGAAAAAUUAGAAAUGUCGGCACUGUCUGAUUUGAAUUGCAUUUGAUGAACACGUUUGAUGACCUCCAAGCUUAUCGAACACUGCAGUUGUUCUGUACCAUUGUUGAUCACGUGCUAGUGUCAUCCCAUCCUAAUGAUGUUUGAAGUGAUUAAACUAAGAUUUAAAUUUGAUCAAAUUAAGUGUAAAGCUUUUUAAAUACGAUUCUGUGCAGAUAUCCACCAUGUCUAUGGUUUCUGUGUUAACUUUCAAGGUAUCACCAGGCUGUGGCUAUGGUCAGGUUCUACAAAAGACCCAUUUUGUUGAUCGAGUUCGAUCCAAACAAGUCAUUUUCCCUGCAGGUUAGUAUCCAUCGUAAUCCUGUGGUGAAAAUUAAAUUAGCUUCGAAGUGUCCAUCAAGUAAUUUUCAAGUUUCAAUUACAGUUGAACAUGAGAUCAUGGGCGUGCCUGGAUAUGGAAUUUCUCUUGGAGUGUUCAGCUCGAUAGCUCACGAGUGAGAUGUCGAGUUGAACACAAGAACAGAAAUAUCACAUCUACAAACAACUAUGUACUAUUUUGUUUAUCAUAUCAACACAAUAGCCCUUUACUGCCAACAAAAGUCGACUUUAUUAAUGAAUGAAAAUAAAAGGAUCGACAAUCCCCUGAUAAAAAAAACGCUAAAGAGCUUGACGUACUCGAGAUGGAAACAAACAAUGGGCCUAAUUUUCAAUAUACAAAAUUGUCAGUUAUUUAUGUCGUCCUUAGCGACAGAAGAAAUAUUUCAGGUACACGGCCAAAAUCGGCUGGUGGCAAAUCUUCCAGUUGUCGAUUUUCGUUCCCGGCCGCGAGAAAUGCUAUCACCAAAGCGGUUUCCCUUUUCGUAUUUUGGUUUUCUUCCCCAUCUAGGAAAGUUUGCACGUCACUGUCUGUAAGCGAUACAGAUUUUUCAGCGUCUCAGCUGCCAUAAUCCGCAAUAAUUCUGUUAAACGACCUUGGAUUGUGAAUGGUGAAGGCUUUGCCGUUCGUUCAUCAACCUGCCCGAGUGGCGCGAAAGCCGAGUGACGUUUCAGCACCUGAUUGACGAUAUUAAACACGUGAAAAAAUAUCCUAUUUUUUUCACGUGUGUUGUUACGCUUUUCUCAGGGCUGGAAAUCCCUAUAUAACACCGUAGUUUAUGUGAUAAAAUGAUUUUCUUAAUUUUUAUCGUUUUGGCUCUUUGUUUGAGUGUUUGCCGUUUUACAUGUGGGAGAAUUGUAGAUUUAUGUGUGGAAAUUCUUGAUGGGAUGUGUACUGGACCUCUCUGGAGCUUUUUCUGUUUAUUUUUUAAUUUAACGGAGGGGGAUUAUUUGCGCUAGUCAACAACAUCCAAGGCAGGGCUUGAAAACAGUUUAAAUGCCAACUUGCCCUUCGGGAAAGCAACUUUCAUAUGUCACUUUCAGAGGCAUUCCUCCGCUAGCCCUACCUCGUAGGGGAUGAAAAAAGGAAGUAAAGACUAAGAUGUUUUAGCGUCAACUCUUAAACUAUCAGAUAUUGCAAGAAGGGAGAUAAAGUUGCUCGUCCGAGUGGGAAAUCUACCGUGCCCUUCCCGUACUACUGCACAGGGGUUUUUGCGAGCGCUGAAUCUGAGGCCAUCGAGAAUCCUAGACCCAAAUAUAUCUACAAUUAAGCGCUAUGAACACACUGUAGAACAAAUUGAGCUAAGAUUAGAAUGAGAAUAAACUGAAUCGAACAACUUGUUUGUAUUAUAAAUAUUAGGAAAAUCUUCUCCCGAUGUAAGCCAUCUGUAUUGAGGUGGAAAAAGUGAGAUUAAGUGGAAGAAAAACGAAAAUGAAAAUAUUAAGAUCUAACCUCUUAAUACUCGAAAUUAACAAUUUGUUUGAUACACGGAAAUUCCCAACACCUGCACAGUUGGUAGGAUCAGGUAAAAUUUUGCAUUUAAUUACAAGAAUUAAAAGACCUAGCCUGCCAGGAGUCUCCCGUAGCUCAGUGGCAGAGCAUCCUAAAUACUGCUCGGAAGGUCGUAGGGUCGUCCCUUAUCGAGAGUACUUGGAGUUUGUUUUGUGCGAGUAUGUCUGUGUUGUUCACUGAAAACAUCAUCUUUCAUUAGAAUGAAAUUACUGCCCGUUAUUCGUUUAGGAGUGAUCCAGAACUUAAGAAUCCACUGCAAGUGAUCUUGAUUUUCUAUGCUUCUGUAUGGUCGUGUGAAGUAGACAAGUUUAGUUCUUGUAGGACACACGGACACAGAUAGUUCUUGUCACUGACCUUUGUUCCUUACGUGACAUAUAAACCGAACCUCAGAAUCCAAUGAUGUUGUAAUUACCCCUGGUUUUUCUUUAACUCUCUUUUUGAAAUUAGGAAUUAAGACUUGGAAUCGCCCAUCGUGAAUUUCUAACAGUUUUUAACCGACAUUUUUUAUCCAUCUGAUUAUUUAUCUGUUUACCUGUUUGUUUGUUUGUUUUUCCUUCAGGCGAAGUCAAGUUUGUCUAGUGAGGUAUCCUUCAAUGACAUAUCUUCCAAGUUGACUUUACUUACACUUCAUUUUCCUAAGGUGCGUGUUAUGAAUGCUUUUUGGCUUCUUGUUGUCUUAAAGCAAUAAUGGUAAUUAAUGAUGAUCCUGGUUGAUCUUCCAGUUGAAAAUAUUGUGGUGUCACAGCCCGUAUGCAACAGCUGAGCUUUUUGAUGAUCUGAAGGUGAGUCUCUCGUGAUGAAACAACCUUGUUGUUUAUGGCUUUCGUAAUAUUUGCUUGGCGUCGUAAAGAACAGACCUAUGCAAGCCUUUGAAAGAUCAAGUUACGUUUACCCGCGUGUUAACUGACUCCACACAACGUGGUCUUGAUCCAUUAAUUUAAUUUUGAUGCAGUAGGAGGUGACCAGCAGGUUAGCUACUUAAAAUGCCCCCCCCCCCACCCUCCCACAGUCCUUACUAUCGCUAUUGAAUUUCAAACAGUGUGAUAAAAUGUUACUAAAUGCACUAUGUUUGUGUAUUGUCUAUAUAAUGAUGGUGUUAAUGACUCGAAAGUUGGCGCAAAUGAAACUACAUUUUUCUCCUUUGUUUGACGAAUGACGCCUAUGCCCAAAAUGCCCAAAAAUGUUAUUGAGUGCUGAUUCAAAUGCAAAAUCGUUAUUGAAUCUGAUUUACGCACAAAUGAUCUUUUUACUCGCUAAUGUAUGUAACUUUACGUAAUUGUUCGCCUUUUCACGCAACUAAAUUAAUCUUUUGUCGUAAUAAACAGCAAAAGGUGUAAAAAGGGAGCAUACCGCCGAAUAGAUUAUAGUAAUCGUUUUGGAGAUGCGAAGAGUAGUUUAUUUGAUUUUUACUUUUUUUUUCUAUUUUUGUGUUGUUUUCCAGGCAAAAUGUCCUGAACCAGAUGCCGCCACAGCCAUGGCUGUGGGCUCUGACUCCACAGCAGUUGCCUCAGAUGUUACAUACAACAUUGGACCACAGGUGAGUCAGUAGAGGGAUGCUGGUACAGGCCGGGUGAGUCUCCAAAGACCUUAAUAGUUGUUUGUUGUCGGCCACGCGAAGCUAGGACUCGCGUACGGUGCAAUGUUCAUAGGAAGUAUCAGGAAAGACUACCGUUUAAAAGCGGUUAAAACCCUGGCUUGUUUAAGGAUACGAUACAAGCUGACGGUCUUAACGGUACAGUAGGCCGCACAAAGACGGAACAGUUGAUAAAGACAACGAAGAUUGACCGCUAAUAAGACUUUGAAAUGGGUUGUUUGUGUUUUAAGAAAGACGUUAAGUCAGUGCUAAGGUGUCUUAUCAAGACUUCCGAUACGGACUUCUGACUUGGGAAGACAAAAUACUGGCUAAGUCUAAUUUGGUAUUAGGUGAAAUGAUAGUCUUUUGAGUAUUGUGUAAAAGGGAAAACGAAUGGAAAUUAGGGUCUCGUUCUUCUCUCUUAUAGUUAUUUCAUUUCAUUUGAAUAGUUCUGAAUGUAGAUUUGUUUUUUCAUGUACGUUGUAAUUUUGUUUAUUCUAGCUUUCUUUUCUGUUUAAGGACUUCAUUUUAAAGCUUCCUGGCAUAAAUUUCAAGAACUACCGGUAAAACUUUCGGAUGGCUAUAUUCAAUGAUAUACUUUAUUUGAGUUCUGGUCCUGUGCAAGACAUGACUUCUUUAUCUCUACUUGUAUACGUUAGAGGAGUUCUGAAAUUCUUGUCUUAGGCCCAGUAGUAGGUUACGACGGACAGUUUAGACCUCAUCCUGAAACCCUUUUUUUUGCUCUGUGAAAGAUAAAUUUUGAUUUGUUUAAAUAUAUUUUUCCAGAUCUGUCAUGAGAAACGUGGAGAGUGUGCAAGAACUUUUCACACUAUCACAGGAAAGGCUUGCAAAUAUUUUGGGCAAUGCUAACAGUGCUAAACAACUCUGGGAGUUUAUUCACACCGAUAACAAAGGUCGUGUGCAGCCACAAACAUCCUCGAAAGUAAGAAGAUGA
Messenger RNA from Pocillopora meandrina, 24828 nucleotides. Lineage: Eukaryota; Metazoa; Cnidaria; Anthozoa; Scleractinia; Pocilloporidae. The record is from the annotation of a GenBank genome assembly.